AUGGAUAGGAAUGCUGUGCGCCGCAAAAAAUAUGCAGAAAUGCCGCCUCUGAAGAAAGCAGAGCUUCUGCGCUCUCGAAGGCAGGCUCGGGCCUCCAAGAAAGCUGGAAAAGCUCCAGCUCCUCGUGUUCGCAGGGUCCCAUUAGGAUAUGUUGAAACUGGUGUGUCAUUCCCAAAUGCUCAUCAUAUGCCAUGUCGUAGUGAGGAUCCUACGGCUGCUCAUUCUCAGCCGUUGGGGAAUACACAUGUUGUGUUUCCAGCUGAUGAUGACUUUGCGAUUAGAGAGGGAUUAGAUUUCAUGUCGUGUCAGUCCCCUGGUUCAUUUACUGGUCAUCCUAUCCCCUCCUUUGGACCACAACUCAGUGAUGACCCAGGUAGAGAGAAACAUAAGCACGUAUUCUCCCUUCCGCCUGAAAAUGAACAACCUGUUAACCUUUCACAUCCUGAAGUUAUGCUAGGCUUAUUUCCUUUGAAUUCAUCUCUUAAGAACUCUGAACAGUCGAUUCCAAAAGAAAAUGCUCCUGCGAGUCAUUCUUUCCCUGCUGGAAUCCCAGAUUCUCCUUUAGAACAACCUUGCGAAGGUACUGUCUUGCCUUACGAUAUACGCUGUGUUUGCAAACCUCCUGGUCUGUUUCGGCCAGACUCCAACUUUCCUGCUCACACAGAGGAGGUGUCCAGGUGUGAGCCAACAUCUGGUCACUUGAAGAAAAAAACCAGAAAAGUAGCUCCUUCUUCUGAUCCAUCUAUUGUUCGCUCCCGUUACAAAAAACGCACCGCCCCUGCAUCUGUAAACAACCCCAGCUCAGCGAAAAAACAAGCUCGUGCACAUUCAACCAUGUCUCGUCUUGCCAAUAUUCCCAAUGCAUCUCUGGUUCUGCCUCGUGUUCCUGAUUGUCAGCAUUGUGGAGCGAAAAGGUUCCAUUUGGAACCUCCUUCCUUUUGCUGCUCAGGAGGAGAGAUCUCUAUCGUUGCUCCUCCAAUGCCUUACGAUUUGAAACGCUUAUUCAUUGGCAACGAUGAAGAGAGUGCUCACUUUAGAACCAUUGUUCGCACUUAUAACAACAACCUUGGCUUCACAUCUUUUGCUGCAAAGUAUGACUCUGAAUUAACAAAAAACACAAAAGGUGUCUAUACCUUCCGUGUUCAAGGUCAGGUUUACCACUUUCUUGAUGGUCUCGUUCACUUAGGUGAUCGACCAUCUGGAAUCCAAUUAUAUUUUUUUGACACUGCUGAGGAAUUAACAAAGAGGCUUGGUAACUCAGAUAAACUACGCGAAAGCACUUUAAGACUGCUUAUGCGCGUACUUUCUGACAAUCCUUAUGCUCGGUUCUUUAAAGGCCUUAGGGAUGUUCCACACCUUGACAACCUGAACAUUAUCCUUAAUUGUUAUCCUUCACUUGACCAGCGAGUAUAUAACCUUCCCUCAGCCUCGCAAGUAGCAGCUAUAUGGACUGAAAGUGAAGAUCAGUCGUCCGAUAGGCGCGCUCAUAUUCAGGUUUAUUCUCGCUCGGCUGGUAGCCAUAGGAUUCAACAUUACUAUGGCUGUUACGACCCUUUACAGUACCCUCUCCUUUUCCCUCGUGGUGAGUGUGGCUGGCACCAUGGGAUUAAAAGGCUUUGCAAGAGGAAAAGAGGAGGGGACGCUUGUGAGAAUGAUAUUAACAUUGAUCCAACUUCAGUUAACUCCUCAUCGGAGUUAAUCGAUUUAGAACAAAGAGCUGCUGACCAAGGAAAAACAGAGGAAAGUACUGUAUCUGCUAGGGAGUACUACUGUUAUAGGUUCCAAAUAAGGGACGAUGAUGAGUCAAUGCUGCAUCGGCAAAACAAUAUACGUUCCGAAAUUCUGCAAGGGGUUCUUGACAGUGUUUCUGUUGGCCACACUGCUGCUUCUAAGGUUGGUCGUAAGGUCAUUCUUCCAGCUUCCUUUAUAGGUGGUCCGAGGGAUAUGAGGCGUCGUUACCUAGAUGCGAUGGCACUCGUACAGAAAUAUGGAAAACCAGACAUUUUUCUUACAAUGACGUGUAAUCCAGCAUGGAAAGAAAUUCAGGAAAAUUUGAAAUACCAUGAAAAACCUCAGGAUCGGCCAGACCUUCUCGCUAGAGUUUUUAGAGCCAAGUUUGAAAUGCUUAAAGCAGAAAUUCUGAAUAAGCAGAUCUUCGGCGAGGUUUCAGCAUGUGUUUACGUGAUUGAGUUUCAGAAACGCGGCUUUCCUCAUGCCCAUUUAUUAUUGAUCUUAAAACUUGGUCAUAAGCUGCUUAAUCCAGAGUCAUACGACAAAGUUGUUUGUGCUGAGUUGCCCGACAAAGAUAGAUAUCCUCACUUGUAUUCUCUUGUUGUGAAACAUAUGAUCCAUGGUCCUUGCGGAGCCAUGGAUACAUCUUGUCCUUGUAUGAGAGAUGGGACCUGCAAAAAUCGCUAUCCAAAGAGCUUUUGUUCUCAGACAACUCAUGGUGAGGAUACCUAUCCGUGUUAUAGGAGAAGAGAUAAUGGCAAAAGAGUGAAGGUUCGUAGAUUUACUCUUGAUAAUAGGUGGGUUGUGCCUUACAACCCUUACCUGCUUGCUUUAUUUGAUUGCCACAUCAAUGUCGAAAUUUGUUCUACUCUUAAGCUCGUGAAGUACUUGUAUAAGUAUGUUUUCAAAGGACACGAUCAAGUGAGCUUUAAGAUUAUUUCCUGUGCAUCAGCGGAUGCUAUUGAUGAAAUAAAAGACUUCCAGAAAGGUAGAUGGGUUUCACCUCCAGAAGCUUUUUGGCGCAUUUAUGAAUUUAAGCUGAGCGAAAUGACCCCUGCAGUUUACACCCUUCAGAUUCACCUUCCAGAUCAGCAAUUCAUUUCCUUUGACAAGAACUCUGACUUGCUGCAAUUGCUGAGUAAAAUUGACUUUUCAAAGACUAUGUUAACUCAGUUUUUUCGCAUGAACAAAACCAAUCCUAGAGCACAGAAUCUGAAAUGCUUGUACAGAAAUUUUCCUGAGCAUUUUGUUUGGUCUGAUAAAUAUAAAGAGUGGACUGAAAGAAAGCGUCGAAAGGUGAUUGGUCGCAUGGUCACUGUUAGUCCAAAGGAAGGAGAAAGAUAUUAUUUGCGGUUGCUAUUAACGCACAUUGCUGGCCCGACCUCUUUUGAAGACCUUUUGACUGUUAAUGCACAGAAAUUAGGUUCUUUUAGAGAAGCUGCUUUAGCUCUUGGCCUUCUACAAUCCGAUGCUUAUAUAGAGGAGACACUUCAGGAAGCGAUGGCAUUUCAAAUGCCAUCUUCAUUGAGGCUGUUGUUUGCCACUCUCCUUGUGUACUGUUCUCCAACAAAUCCUAAAUCGCUUUGGGAAAAAUUUGAACAUGACCUUUCUGCUGACUAUCAUCACCAGCAACCACUCCAUGGCUUUUCUUCAGCUGAAAUUAGACAGAAAGUUUUGCAAGCUAUUAACAGUUCACUUGAACAAAUGGGGAAAAACAUUACUGAUUUUCACUUUGUCUCUGACGAUUUUACAUGCAAUUAUACUGAACGAUUAACAAAGGAGAUUGAAAGUGAGAAAAGCUUAGCAGUGACACCUGAGGAUCUGCUUUUGCCUCAGAUGCUAAAUCCUGAGCAGAAACAUGCCUAUGAUCUAAUCCUAGCAGCAUGUUUUUCCUUAGAAGGCCAGGCUUUUUUUGUUGAUGGCCCCGGCGGCACCGGUAAAACGUUCCUGUAUCGGUCGCUUCUCGCGACCUUACGAUCACAGAACCAUAUUGCAAUUGCAGUGGCAACAUCUGGAAUUGCAGCAUCAAUCCUUCCUGGUGGAAGGACAGCUCACUCAAGAUUCAAGAUACCACUUGAUUUCCAGAAAGGUAAGAGUUGCCAGCUUAGUAAACAAAGUUCUGCUGCAAAACUCAUUUCAGAAUCUAAGCUUAUUUUGUGGGAUGAGGCUUCAAUGGCUAAACGGGACACAAUUGAAGCCUUCGACGAAUUGCUGAAGGAUUUAAUGGACUCAGAUUUACCUUUUGGAGGAAAGGUAAUAGUUUUUGGAGGAGAUUUUCGACAGACUCUUCCUGUGAUUGAACAAGCAACUAAACAAGUUCUCGUCCAGUCGACCUUUCCCAUGUCUCCUCUGUGGCCUAAACUGCAUAAAAUCCGACUCGUACAAAAUAUGCGAGCUAUGUUUGAUCCUGAAUUUUCACGAUUCCUUCUAAGAGUAGGAGAAGGAAGAGAACCUAUUGAUGAUGAGGGCGAAAUAACUUUAUCAUCAGAUAUAGUUAUUCCUUAUUACGAUAAAGAGAAAUCCUUAGACAGGUUACUAGAAAGUGUCUUUCCAGAUUUGAACACCUAUUCGCAAGAUCCUUAUAACCUAAUAAAUAGGUGCAUCCUUGCGCCUAAAAAUAGCUCAGUUGAUGAACUCAAUGAAAUAAUGAUUAGGAGAUUUCCUGGAAGCCUUCACACUUAUAUUAGCUCCGACAAGACUGUUGAUCAGCGGCACCAAGGUGACUACGAAGACUUCCUCAAUUCUCAAAAUCCUAAAGGUCUUCCUCCUCAUAAGUUGCUGUUGAAGGAAAACUGUCCACUGAUGCUUCUAAGAAAUCUAAAUCCAGCUGAAGGCCUUUGCAAUGGCACAAGGUUAAUAUGUAGGGAACUUGGCCAGCACACAAUUUCUGCUGAAAUUGUUUUUGGCCAUCAUCGAGGAAAAAGAGUUUUCGUUCCAAGGAUACCUCUUCAAACGCCCGACAAUGACAAGAAUGGGAUUCCAUUCAUAAGAACACAAUUUCCUGUCCGCCUUUGCUUCGCUUUAACUAUCAAUAAAUCGCAGGGCCAAACUCUUGACUACGUCGGCAUCUAUCUACGGGAACCAGUUUUUUCUCAUGGCCAGCUGUAUGUUGCUCUGUCCAGAGCUAAAACCGCUGCCAAAGUUAAAGUUCUUCUUGUUCCUGGAACAUUUGAUGACACAAAAGUAGAUUGCAAAACUCGAAAUGUUUGA
Messenger RNA from Coffea arabica (coffee), 4941 nucleotides. RefSeq lists its product as uncharacterized. Gene Ontology annotation, molecular function: DNA helicase activity. NCBI's taxonomy places the organism in Eukaryota, Viridiplantae, Streptophyta, Magnoliopsida, Gentianales, Rubiaceae. The record is from RefSeq and is a predicted model, not a curated record. Gene Ontology annotation, biological process: DNA repair; telomere maintenance.